Messenger RNA from Cantharellus anzutake, 1837 nucleotides. Its product is annotated as cytochrome P450. The record is from RefSeq and is a predicted model, not a curated record. Gene Ontology annotation, molecular function: monooxygenase activity; heme binding; oxidoreductase activity, acting on paired donors, with incorporation or reduction of molecular oxygen. Bases 188 to 1672 code for a protein of 494 amino acids. Lineage: Eukaryota; Fungi; Basidiomycota; Agaricomycetes; Cantharellales; Hydnaceae. The transcript has 8 exons. Gene Ontology annotation, biological process: ergosterol biosynthetic process.
AAAAGCCGUAACUGGCGAUGUAUCCUUGUCGGUCGUCCUUGGCGCCCUCUUGAUUGCGCUCACUGUUUUAGCAGUCGUCCUUAAUAUCCUCAGCCAGCUGGUGAGCCUAAAUGCGCGAUGUUAGCUUUCGCAGCAAUUUAUUCUCGUGCCCGCAAAGCAGUUAUAUCGAGAUCCUCACCGCCCACCCAUGGUCUUCCACUGGUUCCCUGUUAUUGGCUCUACCAUCACCUAUGGAAUAAACCCCAUCCAAUUCUUCUUCGAAUGCCGCGAAAAGUACGGCGAUGUGUUUAGCUUUGUUCUCGCUGGAAGGACAGUCACUGUCACCUUAGGGGCCAAAGGGAACAACUUUGUCCUGGGGGGAAAAACUUCGCAUAUCUCCGCAGAAGAUGUCUACACUAAUUUGACCACCCCUGUGUUUGGAAAGGGUGUCGUGUACGAUUGUCCCAACUCCACGCUUAUGGAGCAGAAGAAAUUCGUCAAGUUUGGGCUUACGGUCGAAAAUUUCCGUUAUUACACACAUGUCAUUGCUGAUGAGGUGGAGAAGUUCCUCCAAACUCAUGAGUGCUUCAAGACCUAUCGCGACAAUGCAAAUUCCUCCGACGCUUGGGGAUCGUUCCCUGCCUUUCAAACUAUGUCUGAACUUAUUAUUUAUACUGCAUCAAGGUCUCUUCAGGGUGAAGAGAUCCGUGCUGCCGUCGAUGGUAGCUUUGCGGAUAUCUACCAUGAUUUAGAUGGGGGCUUCAAGCCCAUCAAUCUUCUACUUCCUGGGCUCCCUCUACCGAUGAAUAUAAAACGCGACAAGGCGCAAAAGAAAAUGAGCGACUUUUAUGUUGGCAUCAUUGAGAAACGCCGUGCCCAGGGUGAACAAAAAGAAAUUGACAUGCUUGCAUCGCUCAUGGGGCAAAGGUAUAGGAAUGGCCGCACCCUUAGUGAUCGCGAGAUUGCCCACAUCAUGAUUGCCUUGCUGAUGGCUGGUCAACACACCAGUUCUGCGACAAGUUCCUGGGCCCUGGUACACCUAGCUGCCCGACCUGAUGUUUGGCAAACUCUGUAUGAGGAGCAAGUUCAGAAUUUUUCUAACGGCGAUGGCACCUUCCGUGAGAUAGAAUAUGAAGAUCUUUGCAAUCUUCCUAUCCUGGAUUCCGUCAUCCGUGAAACCCUUCGGAUGCAUCCUCCGAUCCAUUCUAUUCUGCGUCAAGUGAAGGACGACCUCGUUGUACCCCCAACACUCGCAACAAGUCGUGGAGGAAAGCCAAAGUCCGAAGACAACACCUACAUCAUUCCCAAAGGUCACCUCAUUCUUGCCAGUCCUGCCGUGUCUCAGCUCGAUCCGGAUAUUUGGAAGAAUGCCAACAUUUGGGAGCCUUCUCGUUGGAGCGAUCCUGAAGGUGUUGCCGCUCAGGCUUUGGAUCAAUAUGAGAAUGGAAGUGAGAAAGUCGAUUAUGGCUUCGGUGCCGUCAGCAAAGGGACCUCCAGUCCUUAUUCACCUUUUGGCGCUGGGAGACAUAGGUGCAUUGGUGAACAGUUUGCAUAUGUGCAACUUGGGACUGUCAUCGCAAAUCUGGUUAGGAAGCUCGAGAUCAAGAUCAAUUGCGUUCCACCUCAUAAUUAUAGAACUAUGAUCGUCGUGCCCGAAACUCCUGACGAUAUCUCGUAUCGUCGGCGAGUCUGAUUCCCAAGUAGCGGGGGGAGUUUUCCACGUUAUUAAUUCAACUCUAUACACUAUAUUCUAUUUAUAUCAGUCAUGCCUAGCUUGAAGAUUAAUUCGAUAAGCGACUGUCAAAAAUUCCCGUUCUUCAGCUUCAAGCGAAUUUUUGGAAUGGCGAGUAACUUGAUA